Colletotrichum graminicola M1.001 is the source of this 1725-nucleotide messenger RNA. RefSeq lists its product as uncharacterized. The record is from RefSeq and is a predicted model, not a curated record. NCBI's taxonomy places the organism in Eukaryota, Fungi, Ascomycota, Sordariomycetes, Glomerellales, Glomerellaceae. Bases 1 to 1725 code for a protein of 574 amino acids. The transcript has a single exon.
AUGCCACCGAAGGCAGGUUCUGGAUCGGGUGGCGGCAAGAAAGGAGGCGGUAAGAAUGGGGGCAGCAAGGGAAACGGCGGCGGGAAGAAAGCUGGCGGGAGACAGACCGCGUCGUGGAGGAUCAACCACGAGCCCAGACAGACUCGAUCCCAGGCUCGUGGAGCCGGAAGUCGGCCACUGGUCGCUUUGGACAUGAAUACUGGAGUGGCGACGACCGCAUCGCACCAAGUAAAUCGAAGGGCGACGCCGCCGCCACCAGCACCACCAGCGCCACCAGCACCGCCAGCACCGCCAGCACCGCCAGCACCGCCAGCACCGCCAGCACCGCCAGCACCGCCAGCACCGCCAGCACAGCAAGGGCAGCAAGGGCAGCAAGGACAUCAAGGACAUCAAGGACAUCAAGGGCAGCAAGGACAGCAAGGGCAGCAAGGACAGCAACAACUUCCACCACCUCCUGCUGCUGGUCCUCCGCUGCCGCCAGGUCCACCUUCAGUUCCCACGGCGGACAAUCCUAGCGACGACAACGAUGAUAGUGAUGAUGGCCAAAAUAGUGAUGGUAGUGACGGUGGAGAUGAAGGAAACAAGAACGACGACGGCGAUGAUGAUGACGAUGGAAACGAGGGAAACAAAGGCGACAAAGAGAAUGACGGCGACGACGAUAAUGGUGAGGAUGGCGGUGGUGGCGGUGAUGGCGGUGAUCGCGAGGAUGGUGGGGAUGGUGAGGAUGGUGAGGAGAAUGGAAACAAUGGCGAUGAGAACGAUGAGGGAAACAAAGAUGGCGAGAAUGGAGCCUUCGAUGGUUCAGGUACGGGCAGCAACUCCGGCAGUAACGGUGGCACAAACCCCGACGGGGGUGCUGGUCCCAACCAGAACGACGGUUCGGCCACGGGCUCCAGUCUCAGCGGAACCGCUGGCCAGGACGGAAACCAAGGGCAGCCAGGUACACCAGGGGGCCAAACGACUUCCCGGAGCACGGGUGUUCCCGCGUCGCCCGAUAGCUCACCGGAAACCGAGCCCUUCCCCCCGUACACGGAGCCCUCUCCGUCGACGUACAUAGAUACAAGCCCGCCCGCAGGCCGUGGGGGUCGCCAAGACGAUAAUAGUAGUAACCUUGGAGGCGAUGGGGAUGAUGGGAAUGAAGAGAGCGGGCACGAAGACCAAGAAGGGGAAGAAGAAGACGAGGAGGAGGAGGAGCAAGAGGAGGAGGAAGAAGACGAAGAAGAGAAGCCGGAUAACGGGGCCAAUCAUUCCCCAAGACACCGAUCACCAAGUUCCUCUCCAGGCCCAUCUGCAUCGGGGCAGCAUGGGUCGCAGACAUACCCAGGGCCAAGAGGGGGGAAUAUGCCCUCGGCUGGGGGCGCCGAACGGUCUGGAACCGCGCCCGGACGCAGUACCGGCCCCGGCUCUGGCCGAGGCGGCGCCGGUCGCGGUCGCGGUCGCGGUGACGGUGGCAACCGUGCUGCGCCAUUCCGGAGGAUCGGCGCACUCGGAAAGUCCCUGCUUCCUGCUGGGGACCAGGCAACCGGGCAUCAGCAAAAGCGGGGACGAGAACAAGACGGGGACGGGACUCGGCCGGCUAGAAGGCGCAAGACGGACUCGGCCGAGCUGGAGAACCCCGCGCAGCCCGCCUCCGCUCGCGGACCCAGGACGGGCACACCGGGGAAGAGACCGAGCGGCUUGUUUGACACGCAGGAGACACCGACGAAGAGACCGAGGCUCGGAUAA